AUGAAGGAACUGGCGGAGACCGCAGACCGUGUGCUUCCAAGGGAGGAGGAUGACGCGCGCGGCCCAGGCCGCGGCCGCGGGGCCGGCGGCGGCGCCGGGCGCGGCGGGCGGCAGAAGAAGGAGAAGACGCUGCAGGAGGCGCUGAGGGAGUCGUGGAAUGGCAAGGACUAUCUCGGCCGCCUGCAGGAGUUUGCAAAGAUGCAGGCGGUGGCCGAGGGCGGCGCCGCGGCCAGCCCUGCCGCCGCCCACGGCGCCGAGCCCGAGUUCCGCCCAGUCUUCCGCGGCGCCGCGCUGACGCCCGCUAAGGAGCAGCUCGCGGCGCUGGCGGCGGCCGCGCGGCCGGGCGCGGCGGAGCGCGCGGCGGGGCAAGAGGAGGCACAGCAGGAGACCAAGAGGCGGCGGGCCGGCCGCGGCGCAGCGGGGCGCUCCGGCUCGGCAGAGCCACCUGAUGCCGUCGAAAGCCCCGAGCCGGCGCCGCGCAUCACGGCGGCGCAGCGCAAGCGGCGCAUGACGACCGCCGCCGCGCUUGCGCCGGCGGCGGCGGCGGCGCCCGCGUCACCGGCCCCGGCCGCGCUGCAGACGCGCCUGGCGCGCAAUCGGCGCGCUACGCUUGCCCCAAAUGCAUUGGCUGGCGUUCGCCUGCCGGCGCCUGAUCUGGCCAGCACACCCGCGCAGCCCCCGCUGCCCGCGCCAGAUGCACUCGUGGCCGCGGCGUCGGCGCCGCACAGCGCGGCGCAGUCGCACGAGCGCCCCCCGUGGAACAGCGCGGCAGCAGCAGCCGCUGUCGCCGCGCCGGCGACGGGCGGCAGCGGCCGGGGUGCGGCAGCGGCAGCGGCAGGGGCGGCGGCAGGGGCCGCAGCAGGGGCCGCAGCAGGCUCAUGCGCAGUGUCGGAUCGUGGGGACCGAGCGGCUGUCGCGCGUCUGCAGGCGCAGCUGGACGGCCGCGCCGAGGAGGUGGUGGUGCUGCAACAGCAGUUGAAGGAGGCUGAGGCGACCUCCAAGCUGGCCAAGAAAGAGGCCAAGGAACGCGAGAAGCAGGCCGCCCAGGAGGCGCGUGCGCGCGCCGCGCUCGAGCGGCGCGUGGCCGCGCUGGAGCGGGAGGCCGACGCGGCGCGCGAGCGGCUGGCGCGCGUCGACGCAGACAGGGUGGCGCUGCAGGAGCAGCUCGAGGGGCGCGACAAGGAGCUCAAAGCGCUCAAGGCGGCAGCGCGCGCCAGGGCCAAGCAGGCCGACGGCGAGGCCGGGGCGCGGUCGGCGCGCGACGCGGCGAAGGCCGCUGCGCUGGCGGCGCGCGCCAAGGCGUUCCACCGGGAGCUGCUGGCGGGGCUGGCGGAGAUCGGCGUCGCGGCGGGGGCGGCCGCCCCCGCGGCGGCGAGGGACGCGGAGGGCGGCCGGGGCGGCGAGGGGGUGGAGUGA
Monoraphidium neglectum is the source of this 1416-nucleotide messenger RNA. RefSeq lists its product as hypothetical. The transcript is spliced from 4 exons. The coding region runs from base 1 to 1416 and encodes 471 amino acids. NCBI's taxonomy places the organism in Eukaryota, Viridiplantae, Chlorophyta, Chlorophyceae, Sphaeropleales, Selenastraceae. The record is from RefSeq and is a predicted model, not a curated record.